Messenger RNA from Sander lucioperca (pikeperch), 2847 nucleotides. It is a transcript of the gene ptpn2b, whose product is annotated as protein tyrosine phosphatase non-receptor type 2b. Lineage: Eukaryota; Metazoa; Chordata; Actinopteri; Perciformes; Percidae. The coding region runs from base 205 to 1389 and encodes 394 amino acids. The record is from RefSeq and is a predicted model, not a curated record. Gene Ontology annotation, biological process: protein dephosphorylation. The transcript is spliced from 10 exons. Gene Ontology annotation, molecular function: protein tyrosine phosphatase activity.
CAUGCGCACAUGCCACUUCUUCAGAUGUCAACUACUGCACCACCAGAGAGAGACGACGGACACUUUAGCGAGAGCUCGUUAGCGUAGGGAAGUAAUAAUCCUUUGACCAAAAGCUUCUCCAGCUUGAAUAAAGUAAUGAGGUAGUCAGUCGGACAGCUAAUUAUAGUACCUAGAUUAAAAUACACUGGCAUUGCCACUGUGAAAAUGGACCAGGAGUUUGAAGCCAUAGAUUCAGAGGGCCGGUGGCAAAAGCUUUACCUAGAAAUAAGGAAUCAGUCCCACGAGUGCUCCUACAAAGUGGCAAAGUAUCCAGAGAAUCGCAACCGAAACAGAUAUAGAGAUGUCAGUCCAUUUGAUCACAGUCGGGUGAAGCUGGAGAGCACAGAAAACGACUACAUCAAUGCAAGUCUGGUAGUCAUGGAGGAAGCCCAGAGGAGUUACAUAUUGACACAGGGCCCCCUCAGGAACACCUGUGGCCACUUUUGGCUCAUGAUCUGGGAGCAGAAGACCAAGGCGGUCAUAAUGCUUAACAGGGUCAUAGAGAAAGGCUCAGAAAAGUGUGCCCAGUACUGGCCCACAGCCGAGGAGAGGGAGAUGGCCUUCAGAGACACACGUUUCUUGGUCAAGCUGCUGUCAGAAGACACCAAGUCUUACUACACCACCAGAGUGUUGGAGCUGCAGAAUCUUAGUACAGGGGAGAAGAGAGAGAUCUGCCACUUUCAUUACACCACGUGGCCUGAUUUUGGUGUCCCAGAGUCCCCGGCAUCCUUCCUAAACUUCCUCUUCAAAGUGCGGGAGUCGGGAGCGUUGGAGGUAGAACACGGGCCGGCUGUGGUGCACUGCAGCGCUGGAAUUGGACGCUCAGGGACGUUUUCAUUAGUUGAUACUUGUGUGGUCCUGAUGGCCAAGAGGAAAGACCCCUCAUCAGUGGACAUCAAAAGCAUCUUGUUGGACAUGAGGAAGUAUCGCAUGGGCCUGAUCCAGACCCCUGACCAGCUGCGCUUCUCCUUCAUGGCUGUCCUCGAAGGAUCCAAGUGCAUCAUGGGAGACUCCUCUGUACAGAACCGGUGGCGGGAGUUGUCCAGGGAAGAUCAGGAGCCGACAUCGGAGUCUCCCCUCUCAACUCAGCCUCAGGCCAGGUGUCCGACAGAGCGAUUCAACGGCAGCCAACGGGGAGGUCAGCUGGAGGAGGGAGGAGACUACAGACAGGAUGACAAAGUACCAGCACAGUCUCCUUGCAAGGAACAGGAGCAGGACGGCAGCACAACACACAAACGACGCAGAGAAGACAGCAUCUCCAAAUCAGGCACAGCCAAGACACCCCAAAGCAAACCUAGGACAAACGACUCAGAGAAGAAGAGAAAAAGGGCGAAAACCAGCGACUGCUAACCACCUCGACCUGCAGCCAUGCAACUACAGCUCUGGCAGAAAAGCCAACAUCGGCAGGGACCUCAAGCUUUUUCCCCAACCUCUGUGUCCUUCUUCCUUGACUCCAAACCACUCUUCCUCAUCUCCACCUCAAACAGCCAGCUCUCCUGUCUUUGUCGCUUUUUGUUGUCGUUGUCCUUGCCCUGAAACAUUAUUCAGCCACCGCACAUCUCCCUCUUCCUCCUCCAUUAGCAGCAUGUCACUCCUCAGUCCUCCACCUCACAGCUUUCCCUUGUCUCCUAAUCCUCUCUAAACUGUUUACAGCAGACACUUCGACAUUCUUUGAAGACCGCACAUUUGAAAAGACGAACACACCAGCGCUUUCUCCCCUGGUCACACCUCAACCACAGCCUGCGCUGCUUCUGGAGUCAGAAAAUCUUUUUUUUGCUUUAAUAUUAUUAUUAUUUGCAGCUUUGUCAUCUAUUAUGCUCCUUUGCAUUUAUGAAAUUAAGAGUGAUACUAGGGCCUAUGCAUUGCCAAAUUGUAAUGCUGUUCAUAUGUGUAUUUUUAGAAAACCUUUUUUGAGAGGCAAAAAUAAAUGUUCUAUUUUUUAUAAGAGAUUACUUGAAGUUUUUCACAGUAAUGGGGGUCAGUUAAAUGAAAAGCACUGCCUCCCCCCCACAUGAGAAUUUCAGUGGCAUGUAAUGUAUCCAUGAUGUACAUAGUGUUCUUUUAAAAAAGAUGUGUGUAAAGACAUAUUUUUGCUUGUAAAAAAAGAAAAAAAAGAUGAACGACAAUGUUACAGAUUUGAAUACCUGAUUUGAUGACUUGUUCUCCUUUUGAAAUGAAAAUGUCUUAAGUUUCUCUUUCUCUUAGAGUGUAAUCUACAAAUAAAACUGGUAUUAUCUAGUUUACAUCAUAACCUGUCAGUCCACAAAUUAUUGUGUAAGAGUUUGAGAUUUUGAGAAAGUUGGGUGAGAAGAUUGAUAUGUAUGUUAAAUAUGAGGAUACAGCCAGCAGCUGGUUAGCUUAGCUUACAAUAAAGACUGGAAAAAACUGACGUUAGAAAAAAAGACAAGCUGUAAAAACGACAAGUUGCCUUUUUAUGGAUGGUUAUGUGCCGGACUAUUUCUUGGCUAAGAGUUACUUCCUCUGGUUGCCUGGCAACUGCUUAGAGCCAAGAAAUAGUCCGGCACAACCAUUCAUAAAACAGCAACUUGUUGUUUGGCCCCAUUGAAAUACAAUGGGUCCAUUUAAUUUCUGUUUGGCCGUUUCCAGUCUUCAUGCUAAGCUAUGCUAACGGUGUGCCAGUGUCUAACAACGCAAAUGUAAUUAAUUCUGAGGUCCAUGAAUAUUUAUUUUUAUAUGUACAAUAGAAAAGCAAGUUUAAAUUAAGUAAAUUAACAAAUAUUUUGGUUUUGAUUUAUGACAUUUUGUUGGCCAUGGUAUAUCUUAAUUAAAGGACACAUAAAAGUGGAA